Messenger RNA from Brassica napus (rape), 8661 nucleotides. RefSeq lists its product as uncharacterized. NCBI's taxonomy places the organism in Eukaryota, Viridiplantae, Streptophyta, Magnoliopsida, Brassicales, Brassicaceae. The record is from RefSeq and is a predicted model, not a curated record. Gene Ontology annotation, biological process: defense response; signal transduction. The coding region runs from base 705 to 1970 and encodes 421 amino acids. The transcript is spliced from 5 exons.
UUUGACGAGGUCGCCGAAAAACUAGAAAGAAAGAAUUCAAAGAAGGGUUGAAAGUAAAAUAAAUACAUUUCCUAAUUUCUUUUAUUUUCAAUUAUAAUAUAUCCUAAAUUAAGUAUAUAAAAGUUUGACUUAAAACAGAACAAGUUAAUAAAAUUAUCACCAAAGCAAGAGUCAAUUCAAAAAAAUGAAUCUUCCAAAAAAACAAUUAAAAAUGUCUUAAAUGCACAAUUUUUUUGCUUUCGUACCAUACGAUUCUCUCUCUCUAUAACUAAGAUUAAGAAAGAAAGUGGGACAAUACAACCACAUCGUCCAACGAAGAGAGAAAGGUGGAAAAUGAAGGGGAUGAUGAUGAUCAUGGAGAUUCUUCUUUGAUUCACGAAUCGUCUCUGUUUCACAUAUUUGUCGAAAUUCAAAAGAAAAACGAUCUGUCGGUUUCAUAGGAAAAAUAGAAAAAGAAAUAAAAAAAGCUCUGCUUUCUCUUUCUUUCGUCUUUUUCUAGAUCGCAUUUUCUCAGCUGUCGUUUCUUUUCACAAAUCUCGCCAAAGUUUGUGACAUCUCAUCGAAUUUAGCAAACCCUUUUGUCUCAAAAUCUAAUCCUUGCGUCAAUCUCGCUCCAAAAAAAAAAUCAAACCUUUAUCUGUUUCCUCUGUUUUCGUUCUCUCCCUUUUGCUCUGUUUUUUUUUCGAUCGAUUUUGAUCAUUACAAUGGGCUGUGCAAGCUCCAAGCAUAAAAGGCGUUGCAGUGAUUGUCGAGGAGGAUUAUCUCCGGUGGUUGUGCCCCGAAGCUAUUCAAUGCACGUUCAUCAUCCGGCGCAACACUCCGGAGAUAGCCAUCACACGGUGGCUCUCACAUCCUCCACCGUCGGAUCUCUCACCCUCUGCGAAUGUCCUUUCAGUCUUAUUGACAAACACUUGGAAGGCAUCAGAGAAAAGCGAGUCGUCUCCGAUGAGAAGGAGCUAAUCCCCGGUGAUGGGUUUCAUCAGGAUGAUCUCGAGGUUAAAGAAACGGAGAAGUUGCAGUCUAAGCUUAUGGAAGCCAAGGUUUGGUCGAGUAUGAUGAACGAGAGAAUCCCCAAGUUGUUGCCGCCUAAAACUCCGAUUGUGACGCCUCCCGGUGAGCCGGAGACGAUCAAUACGUGGGAGUUGAUGGAAGGUCUUGAAGACGCGAGUCCUUUGCGACCACCUGAUCAUUUGAGAAGCUUCUCCUUUGAUGUUGUCCGUGUUCAACCUUGUGAUGAAGAUGAUGAUGAUGGUCCUGCUCCCUUAGAUCGACCUAAGUCAAGGUUUCAUGAUUUGGAUCAUCCUGAGAUCGUGUCCACUUUCAGGAAAUCGCUUCAAGAACUCCCAGAUGAUCAUCCUUUUCACAUCCGGAUCCCUAAUGUGGAUCCGAUAUCAUCCGGGUCUUCAGAUGAAGAAGAAGAAGAAGAUGCAGAUUGUAGAAGAAAGCCAGACAAGGUGAUAGUUUACUUCACAAGUCUUAGAGGUAUACGGAAGACAUACGAAGACGGUUGCAAUGUCAGGGUGAUUCUAAAGAGCUUAGGGAUUCGUCUCGACGAGCGCGAUGUGUCGAUGCAUUCGGGUUUCAAAGAUGAGCUUAAGGAGUUGUUGAGGGAUGAGUUCAACGGUGGCGUUGGAAUAACCCUACCUAGAGUUUUCUUGGGGAGCAAGUAUCUCGGCGGAGUGGAAGAGAUAAAGAAGUUGAACGAAAAUGGAACGCUUGAAAAGGUUGUAGAUGGUUGCGAAAGAGUCGAGGAUGGGUUAACGGGUUGUGGGAUUGAAUGUGAGGCUUGUGGUGAUGUUCGGUUUGUGCCGUGUGAGACGUGUUCAGGAAGCUGUAAAAUAUACUAUGACAGUGAAGGUGAAGAUGAAGAUGAAAAGGAAGAAAGAACAGAAGAAACAGAGUAUGGGUUCCAAAGAUGUCCAGAUUGUAAUGAGAAUGGGUUGAUCAGAUGUCCUAUUUGUUGUGAUUAAGUCCUUUUGAACAGACAAAUCAAAUUCAACUCUUUUCUUUUUUUUUUUUACUUUGGGGUUAUUAAAAUUCCUUUUUGUGGGACUUUUGGUGCUGGAGCUGGAGAAUGUAUUGUUGUUGUACAGCGGUGUUCUGAUUGAUAGUGAAAAGAGACUUUAGGUUAAAAAUAAAGUGCAUAUACUUUUGAUUAAUUUUGGGGAUGGGUUGUUGUUAUUAUUCCAAAGCAUAACCAAAAUCAAACAAAAAAUAUAUAUUCUUCAAUUUUGUUCGUGGGAAUUGGUCUUCUCAUGAUUUAAGUAUUUCAUAUGAAUUAUGAUCAAUAUUUGAAUUGGUUUUAGGAAAUGAAACAAAUGAAACAAAACAAGCAAUCUUUUCUAUCAAGUAAAGAAAAUGAUUAGUGUUUAGAAGAAGUUUAAGUAUUAAUUAUUUUUAAUGUUGGUUUUGGGUCAAAAUUAAUAUUUCUGAAACCUACGGAGUAUUAAAUAGUAUCUCAUCUCUUGCUUUUCUGCUGAUCUCAUAAAUAUAUAUAUCUAUUUACUUCUUACUUUUUAUUUCAUGGAAGUUGUUUUUUCAAAACGUUUAUGUAUUUCAAAUAAAUUAAGAUGCAAUACAUAAGUGAAUGCAUAUCUGAAUUGGUUUAAGGAAAGGAAACAAGUGAAACAAAAUAAAUCAAAACAAACAAACCUUAUGUGAAAAUGAUUUUAGACAAAGUUUUAGUGUAUGUUUUUGGUCAAAAUUAACAUUUCUGAAACCUAUGGAGGUAUUCAGCAGAAUAAUUUUGUGCUUUUUUGGUAAAAAAAAGAGAGAAUAAUUUUGUGUUGAUCUCAUUAAUGUUAUAAUUUUACAUCUUUAUUUGACUAGACUGUAAAUUAAUAUUUGCUCACUCUCCAUAGUUCAUGUAACAUUGACUAGAUUGUAAAUUGAUAUUUGUUCACAUUCCAUAGUUCAUGAACUUAGACUAGAUUGCAAAUUAAGGCAAGUUGAGACUGUAGGGUUGGUGGAGAGGAGAAAUCAGCUAAUAAAAUCUGACCUCCGAGGAAAGUGGUGUGUGAAUCAAACAAAACACUAGAAAUUGAACAUGGGUCAACAUCAAUUUUCUCUUUAAGCAUGUUCCAUCCAUUAUCGGUUAAUUAAUUAAUUCCAAGCAGAUAAAGCGAUGAAUCAAGUUGUCAAACAUCUAGAUAAUUAUUGAUUUAAAGCUCUGCUUUUACUUUUAUUCACCAAAUAGUCUUAAGCAGCGUGUUGAAAUAUAAACAUUAGACUAGCUUCAAAUAGUAGUUAGCUUAGUUUCUGAUUCUGAAAAAAGUAGAGAGCUAACACUGUAAAAACCUAUCCAUUUAUAUAUUUAACUGAUUUUAAAAUUUUAUAUAAAUUUACAAAUCCAAAGAAAAAUUACUGAUUUUAGUUUUUUUGGUCAACAGAUUUUUUUUGGAAAUCAGUAAAUUUAAUUGGAUUUCAAAAUUUAACAUAUAGAUUUUAGUUACUAUUUGAAAUUUUCAUUCAGCUUUAAGUCUAUGUAUUUUUAUCAACAGAAUCUCUUCAAAUUCAACAAAAACCAUUAUAAAAUCAAAGUUAUUAAUAAAUACAUAUAAUUCAAUAAUACACGACUUGAAUUUGAAUUUAUGAAUCAUAGAAACAAUAACAAAUGAAUUCAACUCAAGAUUUAUAACAUUAACAAACUUGUCAUAUUUGUAUAUGAUAAAUAUAUCAAAUAUGGGGUUUGCAAAAAAACUUGAAUCUGGGCCCAAUGACUUUUUUUUUAUGAGCACUGAGCUCUGAGAUUCGAUCAUCUACUCAUGAGCACUCACUCGCUCGCUCGCAGCUCAUGAGUGCGUUGGUGUUGUUCAUAUCAAAGAAGAUGGACUCAAAGGAUGAUCUCGUUCCUUUCCAAUCGCUAACCGCAAUCGAAGUUCGUCAAUCGAUCUCCAUCGACUUUAGUCAACUCUUUGGAACCCCAAUUACGCCGUUCCGAACACCCUCUGGAGCUUAUCUUCGACGAACCGAUCUCCAUGUAAGGUAUUUUAGUAAAUGCAUUCACUGGGUUCUCUAGACUGUGAAUUUUUCAAAACUCCUAGCAUCGCAUCUAUCAAUGUGCUUUAGGUUUUGUGAGUCGUGUAAACAACAAACCCUCUUUGAUAUUUCAUUUCGUCAGUUCUUGAUGGGCUUCUAAAGGAGAUUCGUGAUGUAACUCUUUGUUGAUACAACUGUAAGUUGGAGAUUUUGAUUGAGAGAAGCAAUGUGACUGAGAGAAGCAGUGUCCCAUGAGCUUGUACAUGCGAAUAGGCUAUAGUCGUUUUUUCAAAUCAUUUACGUGCCUUCUUCGAGCUGGUGUUGAUAGACCUUGAGAAAGACGUGUACCAACAGUAAAGAUGACAAGAAAACCAAAGUCACGGACUGUGGUGAGUUAUUUGCCCUUUUUUUAUAUUAAAGGAGUCACCAUCUUUCUUCUUAUUGUAUUGUAUUUGGAAUAUGUGAAAGUAAGUAGGUUUGAAAGUUGCCGGGACAGAAUAGCCUAGUGGUAAAACACUAGAGUGAACUGGAUCCCAAGACACACGGAUUCGACUCCUCCGGGGUUCCAGAGAGCGCCCAGUGACAAAAAAAAAAAAAAAAAAAAAAAAAAAAGGUUUGAAAGUUUGUGGUCCCUCUAGGAUUUGUUUUUUUCAACUUUCUUUUUAAUAAACAAUGACUAAAUAUUUACUACUCCCUUGUUUUUGACUAAAGUCUUUCUUCUUAAGCCUUUCCUACUUCUCCCUGAGUUUCACAUGGCUUCUUCUUCUUCUCCAGCGAUCAAUUGUCCACACGAUGUUUUCCUCAGCUUCCGAGGGGAAGACGUGCGCAUCAGAUUCCGUUCCCACUUUCUCAAGGAGCUCAACCGCAAUCUAAUCACUCCCUUCAAGGACGAUGAGAUUGUAAAAGGCAGAUCCAUUGGCCCUGAACUGAUCAACGCCAUUAGAGGAUCGAGGGUCUCUGUUGUCGCGUUCUCUAAUAACUACGCAAGUUCCAGCUGGUGCUUGGAUGAGUUGGUGGAGAUCAUCAAAUGCAGGGAAGAACUUGGCCAAAUUGUGAUACCAAUUUUCUAUGACGUGGAUCCUUCUCAUGUUAAGAAACAAACUGAAGGCUUUGGAGUGAUCUACGAGAAGACUUGCCAAGGCAGAAAGGAGGAAGAGAAGCUUCAGUGGCGGCGAGCGUUGACUCAAGCAGCAACCAUAGCCGGAGAGGAUUCUCGGAACUGGUCUGACGAAGCAAAGAUGAUUGAGAAAAUCGUCAAUGAUGUCUCCAGCAAACUGUGUUCAAGAGAAUCCAAUGAAUCCAAUGAUUUUGACGACUUUGUUGGAAUCGAAGCUCACAUGAAAAACAUGAAUUCGUUGUUGGAGUUGGAGUCAGAGAGGGAGGUAAUGGUAGGGAUUUGGGGUCCAUCUGGUGUUGGUAAGACUACCAUAGGACGAACUCUCUUCAGUCAACUCUCCUGUCAGUUCCAAAGAAGCAUUUUUAUUGACAAGACUAAGGAGAUUUAUACUAGGGCCAACUCUUACGACUACAGCACCAAGUUGGACUUACAAGCACUGUUUCUGUCUGAAAUUUUGGACCAGAAGGACAUAAAGGUACAUAGUUCACAUACGAUGAGAUAUAGGUUAAGGCAGAAGAAAGUUCUUGUUGUGUUUGAUGAUAUGGAUGACCAAGUCCUCUUAGAUGCCGUGUUGGGAAAACCUAGAUGGUUUGGUCCUAGAAGUAGAAUUGUAGUGAUUUCGAAGAACAGGGAGCUUCUUAGGGCCUGCGGAAUUGAAUCUGAUCGUAUCUAUGAGGUGGAUUACCCGUCUGAAUAGCUAGCCUCCCAGAUGUUCUGCCGAUGUACGUUCGGACAAGACUCUCCACCUGAUGGUUUUAUGGAGCUUGCUAAAUAUGCUGUAGACUUCACCGGGAAUGUUCCACUGGCUCUCAAUGUUUUGGGUUCAUCCCUCGCUGGGUUGAAGAAGGAGGAGUGGGAAAAGAGGAUGCCUAUGCUGGUAAAUCGUAUGGCUAGACAGAUUGAUAAAACAUUAAAAGACAGCUAUGACAGGCUAAAAGAAGAAGAUAAAGCUAUAUUCCGUCACAUAGCAUGCUUAUUUAAUCAUAAAGCAUGUGACUACGUGAAACGAUUGCUUGAAGAUAGUAAGUUGGAUGUGGAUGUUGGACUUGUUACUCUAGCUGAACGGUGCCUCAUUCAGAUAUCACAGGAUAAGAUCAUUAGGAUGCACGAUCUUCUGCAAGAAAUGGGUAGAGAAUUGGUCCGUCAACCAUGCAUUUUGGAGCCUGGAGAGCGUGAAUUCUUGUUGGAUUCUAAGGAGAUCUGUGAUGUACUUGUUGACGGAGCUGGAACUAAUAGUGUUUUGGGCAUAUUUUUGAACUUAUCCGAAAUGAAGGAUACAUUAUCUAUUAGCGAGGAGGCAUUCAGCGGAAUGAAAAACCUUCGGUUUCUAAGAAUCUGCGGGGUCCUACAGGAUGAUAAAAAAAUCGUUUUUCAGUUACGGGGAGGCAAAUAUCGUAUGUGGCGUCAACUUAGAUUACUAAAAUGCUGGGGGUCCUCAGUGAGAUGCAUGCAUUUACCAGAAGGCAAAAAACAUAUGUGGCGCCAACUUAGAUUACUGGAAUGGUGGGGGUGCCCAAUGAGACGCAUGCCUUCUAACUUGAGGAAUUGUGGGAAGGAGUUGUGGUAAGUUUUUCAGGUUUGAAUGCUUUUAAACAUAGUAAUUAACUGAAACUGUGCCAUAUUUUUGUUCCUGUUCUUGUCUUCUCAUUAUUGGUUUCAGACAAGGCUUAAUUGAACAAUGGAGAAAUAUAUACUGGUUAAAUUGUGGUAAAUGAAAGACAGUCAUCAAAUUUACCUUUUUUUUUUAUUUUAUUUAUAAAAACGAAGAAGAACAAAGAAGUAUAGAAAUUGCUGAAACUUGGGGUAGCUGUUCAAAUAAUAAAAGGUUUUAUUAGAACAUAUAUCCCCAAACAUUUCGAAACUGAAGGUGUUAUUCUUUUCAGAUGUCAAUUAUUUUGCAGAAGAGUGUGACCUUGCAAUGCCAACAUCGGCGAACCCAACGAGAUCUGAAAUCCUUCGCGUUCCAGUAUUAAAAUCAUCAUCAUAUUCUCUUGAUAGCGAGAUGGAUGACAUUUCGUUAUCAGGUGGGUCUUCUCGCAAUUGGAAGAAUGACGUCUUCCUAAGCUUCUAUGGGAAUGAUGUUCGCAAAACUUUAAUCAGCCACUUGUACAAGGAAUUCAGUAUCAGAAGAAUUAGUGCAAUUAAUGAUGAUAUGCUUGCGUCAGGCGAUGAUCUGGCCACUGAGCUUGUCCAUGGGAUAAGAGAAUCAAGAAUAGCUAUAGUUGUGCUUUCAAAUAAUUACGCUUCUUCGAGCUGGUGCUUGGAUGAGUUGGUGGAGAUCAUAAAGUGCGGCGACGAGAUUGGUCAACAAGUGAUACCCGUUUAUUAUGGUGUGGAACCUGCUCAUAUCAGAACUCAGAUCCUAGACCUUGGAAAGGCCUCCAAGAAAGGGUAUACAGUAGACAAUUACAAGCAACAGAAAUGGGUGGAAGCUUUGACUGUAUUAGACCAACAUAAGGGAUAUUAUUUCACCGACUGGGACUCUGAAGCGGAGAUAAUUCAAAAAAUGGCUGAUGAUAUUUCUUUUGCACUAAAUAUUACACCAAAAGAGUAUUUAGAUGUGGUUGGAGCAACAAUGCCUAGUAGUCUAAACCAGGAAACUGGGAAAGCACUAUACGAUAGGUUAAAUUGGAACGAGAAGGUUCUGUUUCGUCAUAUUGCUUGCUUUCUCAAUAAUGAGACAUAUGAGAAUGUGAUGCGAUUGCUGGAAGACAGUGGGUUGGAUGUUGGAGGUGGUCUUAAGAUUUUAUUUGAUGCAUCUCUGAUACAAAUAUCAGAAGAGAGAGUCAUAAGUAUUCACCAUGUGGUGCAAAAAAUAGGCAGAGAUGAAGUUCUUGAACCAUUCAUUCACCAGCCUGCAAAGCGUCAAUUAUUGAUGGAUACUGGCGAGGGUUGCGACGUACUUAUUGAUCAAACUGGCAAUGAGGAUGUGGUCAGCAUUUCGUUUAAGUUAUCAGAAAUAGAGACAUCGAGAAGGGAUGAAAGAGUCAUAGGAAUGAAGAAGUUGCAGUUUCUGAGGAUGUUCAAGGAGAGUCUGUAUGGUAAAGAAGUCAGAUUUCAUUUAGUAAAAGGCCUCCUCUUUGUGGGAAUACCUUGAUAAUGUUUGAUGGGUAAGAAUACUCACUCAGUAAUAUGCUAUCAUCCGCUUAUGUCUUUCUCCAUAUUGGCAUUUAUGGAUAGGAAUCGUUGUUUAUGUGUUAUACUUUACCUAUCCACUUUGAUACUAUUAAAUAUUUCUGCUACUACUGGUCCACUAUUAUCAUGUUGAAUCACAGGCAUUUUGCCAAGGUAGAGAAACUUCAGUGGCCAGGAGCAUACCUACGCAGGAAUCAUAGCCGGAGAGGAUUCUCAGAUUGGUACUUGCCUAAUUUUGAUCCACCUUCUUUCUUUUCAGUAUCCAUCUUCCCUUAGUAUCUACUUUAUGUUUGUGGUGUUGUGUCAUCACAUCAAAAACAUGAAUUCGUUCUUGAAUUUGUACUUGCAAACACAGUUCGUGUCCGAAUGUUUUGGAACAGAACAUAACGAUGCAUGGUUUAGGUGAGGGGAAAGAAGUAUGAUUCUACUUA